Molecule: messenger RNA, 918 nt
Organism: Trifolium pratense (red clover)
Lineage: Eukaryota; Viridiplantae; Streptophyta; Magnoliopsida; Fabales; Fabaceae
Product: molybdopterin biosynthesis protein CNX1-like
Exons: 5
Coding region: 1-918 (305 amino acids)
Biological process (GO): molybdenum incorporation into molybdenum-molybdopterin complex; Mo-molybdopterin cofactor biosynthetic process
Cellular component (GO): cytosol; cytoplasm
Molecular function (GO): molybdopterin molybdotransferase activity
Source: RefSeq, a predicted model, not a curated record
AUGGUGUUGGAGAUUUUGGGAGAAAAUGAUGGGUUGCAGUACAAGGUGUAUCCUACUACAAAUAUUGCUGUUCUUUCUACUGGCGAUGGUCUUGUAGAGCCAUCUACUGGGCAUCUGAGUCGUGGUCAGAUUAGGGAUUCUAAUCGUGCCAUGCUGCUGGCAGCUGCAGUACAACAUCACUGCAAAGUUGUGGACCUUGGUAUUGCUAAGGACGAUGAAGAAUACCAAGGAAGGAUUUUGGAUAAGGCUUUUGCUUCUGGAAUUAACAUUCUCAUAACUUCAGGAGGUGUUUCAAUGGGAGACAAAGAUUUUAUUAGGCCUUUGCUUGAAAAUUGUAGAAAUAGUAAAAUAUUUAAAAUUUUAUCUAAUGCUUUGGUGAGUGUUAUUAAACCAGGCAAGCCAUUCACUUUUGCAGAGAUUGGUUCUCAAUCAACAGAAAGUAAAAUUCUAGCUUUUGGGCUACCUGGAAAUCCUGUCAGCUCUUCAGUUUGCUUUCAUCUCUUUGUGGUCCCUGCUAUACGCCAGCUUGCAGGGUGGACAAAUCCUCAUCACCUGAGAGGCCUAAUUGCUAUGCCUAUAUUUGAUCGGGUUUCUCUAAUGAAUGUGCCUUAUGUGCUUCCAAUGAAUUUCAGUUUUGCCGAGAGCACUGGUCAUCAGAGGAGCAGUCGACUACUUAGUAUGAAGUCAGCUAAUGCCUUGUUGGAGUUUCCAGCAACAGGCAGUGUUGUAUCUGCUGGGACUCCUCUGGCAGCUAUCAUAAUUUCCAACCUAAGACCUAUGGAUUUUGGCAAGAAUCAUAUAUCAUCAGACUCAACCUUUACUUUGCCAGGAAUUAAAUCAGAUAAAACAACUACAGAUUCUUCUGGGGGUGCUGACCUCAGAGUGGCUAUUUAUACAUAUACUUUUAUUUGUAAUUAG